Molecule: messenger RNA, 204 nt
Organism: Spirometra erinaceieuropaei
Lineage: Eukaryota; Metazoa; Platyhelminthes; Cestoda; Diphyllobothriidea; Diphyllobothriidae
Source: the annotation of a GenBank genome assembly
AUGUCAUCCGGAAUGAAAUCGUGGGACGACUGCCGUCUGCCGCAGGGUAUCAACAAUCGCCUGAUGAGCCUCCGCCCGCCUCUCUGGGGAGGCAAACUAACCACCAUCGUCAGCGUCUACGCCUCCACUCCCUCAACCAACCCCGACGCACAAAUUCUACGAGAACCCGCACGUCCUCCUGGCGACUGUGCCGAAGCCGGAUAA